CUCCAAGUUUCUUUAGGGGGAAUAAACUUUGGAGCUUGAGUCAGUGUGGAGCAGAUAGACGGGCGGUCGGGGUCAGGCAGUCAGGAGACACAUUCUCUUAUCUGAGGAGGAUGCAACACUAUGGCUGCAAAGUCAAGACAACACUAGAUCGGUUUUAUAAAGGAGCUCAUAUUUGGAUUAUUUGAUCUUUUUUUUUACAUUUAUUUAUUUGAAAGUUUGCAUCACUUAUAUUUUAAGAUGCAUCUUUUGGGGAUUUACACCAUUUGGAUUUUAUUCCGUGCAGCCCUGUGCAACUAUUCCGAGGAUCAGUGCAGUUGGAGAGGCAGUGGUUUGUCCCAGCAGCAAGGCAGUGUGGAGCAGAUCUCCCUCCACUGCUCCGAGGGCACCCUAGACUGGCUGUACCCCAAAGGAGCCCUUCGUCUAACCCUGUCGCCUCGCCUGCCCUCUGUGGCUGUGGGCCCCGGGGGCGGCGGCGGCAGCUCGGGCCUCAUCACGGCCUGCGUCAAGCCCUCGGAGCACUUCCACGGCGCCCAGCUCUACCUGGAGAGGGACGGCGUGCUGGAGCUGCUGGUAGGGGACCGACCCGAGUCGUCCCCCCCGCCGAGGGUGCGCUGCUUCAACCGCCAGCCCGGGGAGAAGGUGGCUCUCUUCAUGCAGGCCACACCUCACCAAGACAUAAGCCGGCGCAUUGCGUCCUUCCGAUAUGAGCUGAGGGGGGACUGGACUGCGCGUCUGUCACUUGACUCCAACCAGAUCAGUACUGUUGAAGCGUGCAGACCCUGCAACGACACGGAGAUCCUAAUGGCCGUGUGUACCAGUGACUUUGUGGUGCGAGGAAACAUCCGGUCCGUGGAGGAGGACGAGAACCUCCGCGCCGCGGUCAUCAAGGUCAGCGCCACGCGGGUCUUCCGCCAAAAGUACGCCCUCUUCACCGGCAACGGUCGCAUGGCCGCUCGGGGGGACAUCCGCACCCUUCUGCAGUGCGGCGUCAAACCAGGACCCGGCAGCUUCCUCUUCACCGGUCGGGUCCACUUCGGCGAGGCCUGGCUCGGCUGCGCCCCUCGCUAUAAAGACUUCCUGCAGGCUUACAUCGCGGCCAAAGCGGUCCAGCAGAUCCCAUGCGAACUCCCCGUGGACUGAGCUUGAAAAUUUUGUCGCUGCUUGUCUACGAUACGGAACCGAGGCGCAGGGGAAGGCCGGGUCGACCCGCUUCGAGUCGUGGGGGAACCCAUUGCGAGCUACUAAGGGGUCCGUGAAAAAUGGGACUUUUCCCCAUACGUCUUUUCAGUGCAAUAACAGCUUGCCGAGCUGUGACGGCAGCUUUUCGGCUGCCGAAAUAGAAGCAUUUAGAUUGACAUAGCAACACAAGAGGGUGAAAUCUGAUUGGACAAAAAAAAAAAUCAAAUCAAAUAUCCGUGAGCGAAAAGCCACCAAAUGAAAAGCAUAGUUAAUAAAUAAAUACAAAUAGACAAACGUAGGCUCCUAAUGGGAGUCACUGAAACUCAGGGAAUGUACAGAAAUGAACUCAGCAGGGACACAAAAUACUUCCCAGCAGAACCAAGGAGUUUUUAGUUGGUGACGUGAGUGGGCGAUGGAGAUUAUAAAAUCAGAUGAAAAUGCACUCAGUGAAUGAAUCGCAAAUGCUGCAAACACACACACAAAAAAAAUGGAAAAACCAAAAAUAAUUAAAAAGCAAAGUAUAUGUAGCACGGCGGUGCAUUUCAGAAUUUAAUAUAUGCGCAUACAGAUAUUGUGAGCAUGUACAGUAAUAAUAAGGCAGUCACAUGGCUUGCCCUUAUUCUGACAGUUUGUGUCAAUCACAUGCAAAAGAAGUGUGUCGAAUGCAACUGGCGACAACAUGUUUUCAAAUCGAGAACGCAAGCAAGAACGGAGGGAGAAAAAAAAAAUCGUACAAAAUGCCGUUUUCUUGCACUACAUCAAUGACGAGAUCGUACCAAAUGAC
Hippocampus zosterae (dwarf seahorse) is the source of this 1963-nucleotide messenger RNA. It is a transcript of the gene metrn, whose product is annotated as meteorin, glial cell differentiation regulator. Gene Ontology annotation, biological process: glial cell differentiation; positive regulation of axonogenesis. The record is from RefSeq and is a predicted model, not a curated record. The transcript has 4 exons. NCBI's taxonomy places the organism in Eukaryota, Metazoa, Chordata, Actinopteri, Syngnathiformes, Syngnathidae. Gene Ontology annotation, molecular function: hormone activity. The coding region runs from base 238 to 1140 and encodes 300 amino acids.